This is a messenger RNA of Capsicum annuum, 1122 nucleotides long. RefSeq lists its product as uncharacterized. Gene Ontology annotation, molecular function: ubiquitin protein ligase activity. The coding region runs from base 1 to 1122 and encodes 373 amino acids. The transcript has 3 exons. NCBI's taxonomy places the organism in Eukaryota, Viridiplantae, Streptophyta, Magnoliopsida, Solanales, Solanaceae. Gene Ontology annotation, cellular component: cytoplasm. Gene Ontology annotation, biological process: protein ubiquitination. The record is from RefSeq and is a predicted model, not a curated record.
AUGGCGAAAGUUUCUAGAAUCCACCGUUUACACCUCCCGACAAUCACUUAUGCCACCGUCGCCGAUGAUGAUGAUGAUGAUGAAGAAGAGUACCCACAUGCUUUUGCUUUCGAUUUCGACUCCCUUUCUCCUCCUAAUCAUACCCUUAUCAUCAAUUCGGCUAAUUUCAACUUUAGCCCUAAUUCUGAUCCGGAUUCGGAUGAUUCGGGUUUGCUUGCAGAUCCGGAUUCGUUUGUCGUUGAUGAUGAUCAAUUGAAUUUCGUUACGGAUCUUUUCGUGACCCGUGAUGGGAAUGUUACUGAAGAUGCGGAGGAGAACUCUAGGGUUUUUCUAGAGGAUGUGUAUGGUGAUUUUGGAUCUGAUUUUGAUGGGGUUUUUCUGCCAGAAGAUUGGGGUGAUGGGGUUAGGGUUGUGGGUAAUGGGUCGGAGUUCGAUUCGCAAGAAGUGGAGCUGAAUGAUAGGGAUUUGGGUGUUAAUGUUUCUUCUGAUAUUUCUUCCACUUCUGAAGGAGGAGGGAACUCGAAUUCGAAUUUGAAUUCGGAUUCAAUUGAUGGGGGAGAUGAGCCGGUGAGGAAUUUAGAGUGGGAAGUUCUGUUGGCCGUUAAUAAUAUUGAAAGAAGUCUCGAAUUUGAUGGAAAUGAUGAUGGGAUUGCUCAUGUAUACGAUACUGAUCACGAAGCUUUGUUUGGGCAAUUUCUGGAAAGUGAAGGGGCUAUGAAGGGUAGUCCACCAGCAGCUAAAUCUGUCGUUGAAAAUCUUCCGUUGGUGGUAUUGAAGGACGAAGAAAAUAAGACGGCGUGUGCUGUUUGUAAAGAUGAGAUUUUGGUUGUGGAGAAGGUGACUGAGCUUCCUUGUUCCCAUUAUUACCAUUGGGAAUGUAUUGUACCGUGGUUAAACAUACGUAAUACAUGCCCUGUUUGUCGCCAUGAGUUACCCACGGAUGAUACUGAUUAUGAGAGGAGGAAAAUUGGAAGGCGUACUGGUGCUGGAGCUCAACACAUUAGUGACUUUCAGGCUCUUCCUUUAGUUUUUACUUCGGGUACAAUGUAUGUAUGUACGAUUUCCGGUUUGUAUGACGGUCUGAAUUGCUGUAAUUGUACCAUUAGACAUGCGACAAAGUAA